GCAUGUGUGUUGCUGGCUGCCAUAAGCAACAGGCAAGGCAAGCAAAAAGGAGUUGGUGUUGAGAUUGGGUUUUCUGGCACUGCAGAAAGCACCGAGAAAGAACAAAACUAACAACUACUGGUAAUUUGAUUUGCAAAUCCUCCUGCUGCUUCUUGAACUGGGCAUCGUCGAUCUGGGCAAAAAACCUAAGAAACCAUCAUCACGAGCCUGACGAUGAUGAUACCUGACACGAACGACGCUUGAACGGAGCUGUGAUGAUGGGAACGGAGUGCAUAACUGCCACGCUCAGCGACGAUUCUGAGCCCUCUAUCCCACCUGGGUUUGGGCCGCUUGCUGCCCUUGCCUUCCAAGGGAUCCAAAAGGAUGCCAGACCUGCUGAUUCUCAUCCUAUCCCUGUUCAAGUAUUACAGAGCGUGAAGGAACAUGUCGAAUCCUUGGAGUCUCAGCCCCAUUCAGCUCAGAGUCGGAAUGACACACACUGUAGUACUUCAGGGAGCUAUACGUGCAGGCAGUCGCUGCGUAACAGACCUCCGGUAGACUACAGCCGCUUUGACGUUAUCUCUGAUGACGAUUCCGAUGUUGAAGUAGCAGAAAAGGCUGUAAGUUCAGCGAGACGCCGACAGCAAUUACCCAAAGGAGUUAUUCGUGGAUGUGCGGGAUGCAGUGACUGUCAAAAGGUUAUUGCAAAUUGGAAUCCAGCUGGUGCACGGAGGCCUGUUCUUGACGAGGCUCCUGUCUACCAUCCUACCGAGGAGGAAUUUAAAGACACUCUAAAAUAUAUUGAGAGUAUACGACCAACAGCAGAACCAUAUGGGAUUUGCCGUAUUGUUCCACCAUCUUCAUGGAAACCGCCGUGCCUUCUUAAAGAGAAGAGUACAUGGGAAAACUCAAAAUUUUCUACACGGGUACAAAAGGUUGACAAGCUUCAAAACCGCACUUCAUCCAAAAAGAGCAGAAGAGGUGGAAUGAUGAAGAAGCGGAGAAAGCUUUCAGAGCCAGAAGAAAACAGUAAUCUUAAUCACAGUCAGAUGGGGGUGCAACAAAACCCAGAGAGAUUUGGAUUUGAACCUGGACCAGAGCUCACAUUGCAGAAAUUUCAGAAGUAUGCAGAUUACUUCAGCGAGCAGUACUUUAGGAAAGAUGCAUCGACGAAUUUAGCACCAUCAGUGGAAGAUAUUGAAGGAGAGUAUUGGCGUAUAGUUGAGAGUCCUACAGAAGAGAUAGAGGUGAUCUAUGGCGCUGAUUUGGAGACAGGAACUUUUGGCAGUGGCUUUCCAAAGUUACCUCCUGAGGCAAAAUCUGAUACUGAGGAUAAGUAUGCACAAUCUGGUUGGAAUCUAAACAACUUGCCUAGACUACAAGGCUCAGUUCUUUCUUUUGAGGGUGGUGAUAUUUCUGGUGUUCUUGUGCCCUGGGUGUAUGUUGGCAUGUGCUUUUCAUCAUUCUGCUGGCAUGUAGAAGACCAUCAUUUAUACUCGCUGAACUACUUGCAUUGGGGUGCACCAAAGAUGUGGUAUGGAGUUCCAGGAAAGGAUGCUGUGAAUCUGGAGUCUGCAAUGAGGAAACAUCUACCUGACUUGUUUGAGGAGCAACCUGAUUUGCUUCACAACCUGGUUACUCAAUUUUCACCAUCAUUGCUGAAAUCUGAAGGAGUACAAGCCUACCGCUGUGUUCAGCGUGAAGGCGAAUUUGUCCUGACAUUCCCGCGAGCAUACCAUGCUGGUUUCAAUUGUGGCUUCAAUUGUGCAGAAGCUGUUAAUGUCGCACCUAUUGAUUGGUUGCCAGUUGGACAGAAUGCUGUAGAGCUUUACCGCGAGCAAGCUCGGAAGAUAACUGUUUCCCAUGAUAAGUUGUUAUUGGGGGCUGCAAGAGAAGCAAUCAGAGCUCAGUGGGAUAUCCUAUUUCUCAAGAGGAAUACUGCUGAUAAUUUGAGAUGGAAAGGUGUAUGUGGACCUGAUAGCACUAUAUGCAAAUCACUUAAGGCACGAAUUGAGACGGAGUUGACGCAAAGGCAAAAUCUAUGUUCCCCAUCUCAAUCUAGGAAAAUGGAUGCCGAGUUUGAUUCCACUGAUAGGGAGUGUGCUUUUUGCUACUAUGAUUUGCAUCUUUCUGCUUCAGGCUGUCCAUGCUGCCCAGAGAAGUAUGUUUGCCUUUUACAUGCAAAGCAACUUUGCUCAUGUGAGUGGGACAAAAGAUUCUUCCUAUUCCGCUAUGAUGUCAACGAGCUCAGCAUCUUAGCUGAUGCUUUGGGGGGCAAGUUGAGUGCUGUUCACAGAUGGGGUGUCUCUGAUCUUGGCUUAAGUUUGAGCUCAUGCAAAAGAGAAAAGGUCAAUGAUUCCAAAACUGUUCGCAGAUCAACUGAUGGACCCAGAAGGUCCUACAUGUCACAGGCAUCAACAGUAUCCUUGGUACCUUCCGUUGUUUGCGAUGAACAGAAAGAUAAAGGAAAUAAGAUGCUGAGCUUAGCUAGUCCAGAGACUAAUAAUGCCUCACCUCCUGUCGAGCAGAUGAAAUUGGGAAAUGUUUCACCAUCAAAGGAGCCAUGCGUCAAGAAUGAGUUAUCCUGUCCAAUAAACAAUGACACCAGUAGAUUGCAAUGUAAUGGAGGGCUUGGAGACCAGAUAAGCCAAUCAUUGAAAGGGAGCAGAGAAUCUUCUUUUCAAACUGGAGACUGUAGACCAUCACUUGCUGAGCAUUGUAACAGGUCACCAACUAUGAUUCAUGACGGAACCAACAUCAAGUCCAGUUUAGAAAGCUCAAAUACUUCUCAUAGGUUGAUUGCGUCCGAUUCUAAUGCAACUCUCAGUCACUUGGAUAAGGACCACACACUUAUAACACCAGAGACCAAUGCUUCGGUAACGUUUGAGAAAGGCAGCAGCCAGGCCUGUGCUGUGCCGAGUCAGCAGUUUGACAAAACUGUUUCAAGGGCACAAAGUGUGUCACAGGAAGCAUCAGGCAGUGUGUCUGCUUCGAAGACACUCAUACAUCCUUCUGUUGCUAAAACUCCGCGCGGGAAUUUUACUUCAGCCAGUGCCCAUCAUGGAAAUUUAAUUUCAGGCAAUCAGCAACAACCUCCGCACAGGAGUUUUACUUCAGCCAGUGCCCAUCAUGGAAAUUUAACUUCAGGCUAUCAGCAACAAACUCAGCACGGGAGUUUUACUUCAGGCAGUGCCCAUCAUGGAAAUUUUACUUCAGGCAAUCAGCAACAAACUCCGCAUGGGAGUUUUACUUCAGCCAGUGCCUAUCAUGGAAAUAUAACUUCAGGCAAUCAGCAACAAACUCCGCAUGGGAGUUUUACUUCAGCCAGUGCCCAUCAUGGAAAUAUAACUUCAGGCAAUCAGCAACAAACUCCGCAUGGGAGUUUUACUUCAGCCGGUGCCCAUCAUGGAAAUUUAAGUUCAGGCAAUCAGCAACCAAAUAAUGUAUGGCUUCAAAGAAUACCUGAAUCUCAAUCUUCUGUAGAGGUUAGAGCUCGGGGGCAUCCAUCUACCUUAGCACAACCUGCCCUGGAAAUGCACAGCAGGAAUGGAGGUGCACAAAGGGGUCCUCGCAUAGCAAAUGUCGUCCAUCGAUUCAAAUGCUCUGUUGAACCUCUGGAAAUUGGUAUUGUGUUAUCAGGGAGGAUGUGGUCUUCAAGCCAAGCAAUCUUUCCCAAAGGAUUUAGGAGCAGAGUAAAAUACUUCAGCAUUGUGGAUCCAAUGCAAAUGGCAUACUAUGUUUCUGAAAUAUUAGACGCUGGGUUGCAGGGACCUUUGUUUAUGGUUACUGUAGAGAACUGCCCAGGUGAAGUUUUCAUCAAUGUGACUCCUACCAAGUGCUGGAACAUGGUCAGAGAGAGGCUGAACAUGGAAAUACGAAGGCAACUCAGUAUGGGAAGGCCCAACCUUCCUACUCUGCAGCCUCCAGGAUCAAUCGAUGGUCUUGAAAUGUUUGGGCUUUUAUCACCAACAGUAGUCCAGGCAAUCGAGGUACAAGAUAGAGAUCGCAUCUGUACAGAGUACUGGAGAUCCAGGCCCCAUGUUGUCAUGGAUAAUCGAGAGUUUCAGCAUACCCUGCCUCAGGGUCCGGCGAAUAUUGCCCUGAGGGGGCUCUUCCAGAGAGCUAGACCUGACGAACUAAGAGCCCUGCGAGGUUUACUGGCAAGCAAUACCAAUCUGGAUGAGCGAUCCAGGCAGCAGGCCACCCAUAUGCUUGAUGAGGAGAUUGCGAAGCAAUGGCGCUGACAAGAGUAAAUAUUAACCGUCUGUUGUAUCGUAGAUGGCGUGAUUUUUUCUAGAAGGCAGAGCGAUUUUCUUCUUUUUCUCGUAUGAGCAUGUUGAUCCUUGUGGACAACUUGGCAUGGAAUGUCUCUCUGCCUUCUCCUUAUGUAUAAGAUCAUUCUGUACCAGACAUCUUCUCAAAGUCGAAAUGACAUGACAAUUCUUUCUA
This is a messenger RNA of Lolium perenne, 4428 nucleotides long. RefSeq names its product lysine-specific demethylase JMJ703. Gene Ontology annotation, cellular component: chromatin; nucleus. The record is from RefSeq and is a predicted model, not a curated record. Lineage: Eukaryota; Viridiplantae; Streptophyta; Magnoliopsida; Poales; Poaceae. Gene Ontology annotation, molecular function: histone H3K4me/H3K4me2/H3K4me3 demethylase activity. Gene Ontology annotation, biological process: chromatin remodeling; regulation of gene expression.